AUGAAAGGCCAGGGGGGGAAUGGGGUGCAACCUACGCCCUUGCCGUUAGCGUGCGAACCGAUAUCCCAUCAUGUUCCCGAGGAUCUUCUGGAGAUCUAUCUGCAAACCUAUUUCGAAUUUGCCAAUGUGUGGUGUCCAGUGCUGGAGUGGGCUACACUAGAUUCUGAGCCUCAGAUUUUGGCAUCGCCGUUUUUCCACAAUGCAUUGGCUCUAUGUGCCAUCAGGCUUCGACCCCCCCUCAUCGGCCCCACGGAUCCCGAAGAACACUACAUGCGGGCCAAAAGCCUGUUCUAUGGCAACUGUGAGAGUAAUCCGUUAAUUCAGAUUAUCUCCAUCAUGCUAUUCUACUGGUGGAGCCCUGGGCGACCUGAUGUAGCGAGCUUAGACACUGGCCGCUGGUGGGUCGGCACUGCUAUUCGCCUGGCCGAAGAAAUUGGAUUGCAUCUUGAUAAGGGUCCCGCACAGACUUACAUAGGUGAAGGAUGUGGACUGAAGCGUAGAAUAUGGUGGACACUCUUUGCCAGGGACCGCAUUGUCGCCCUCGCCCAGGGCCGACCCUGCUUCAUCAAUCCUGAGUAUUGCAGUGUGCCUAUGGUGACCGUGCAUGACUUCCCCGAUCCAACAGAUUUGAAGGCCUCUAUAUUUGUACACUGGGUCAGAAUGUGGGAAAUAGUCGGAAGGAUGCACAAGGAGAUAUACAAAUCAAAAGACUUCUUUUCAUCAGAGUCUACAUAUAUCCCCGAAAUGGUCAAUUGGGUGCAAUCCCUUCCUCCUUCCGCUCAAUUGCCUUUCAGCUCUCAUCGAUCGGUCGGCUACAAUCGUGACGUGCACGACCUCCACCUUGGCUAUCUCACCACCAUCACUCUGCUGUUCCUUGAUAAGAGUGAUGAAUCUAUACCAACAGCCCAGAUCCCGGCAAUCGCGGCUGCGUCAUGUAUUGCCCGUAUUUUCAAAGACUUUCUAGCUCGUGGAUCAGUUCGCUUUCUAUUGACCCAGGCAACAUGGAGUAUUGCUUUGGCUAUCUUGGCUUUAAUUCACGCACGUCGCAUUGAAGGGCUGACACACCAUGCCGAGGAGGAUAUACUUGUCCUUCGUACAGCUCUUGUACAAUUGGUGCCAUUAUCGUAUCCUGGAAAGAUGUUCAGUCAGGGAAUUGAAAGAAUUCUUGAUCAAGCCAACACAGCGGGGGGUGCUCAGGCUGGUGCAAAGCCAGAUACCGGAGAUUUGAGUCAUGAUCGUUGGCAGCCUGUGGCAACUAGCUCUCCGAUGAUCAUUGAUGAAAAAUGGACGGAAUUCUUCCCAUAUAUGACCACUGAUACGAGCCCUUUGAUUGCCGAUCUUCUAACAUGCCAUGGAACAUUAUCGACUUUCACGGAUCCGGAUUUCCCGGUGGAUAUUCUUCCUUUCUUGAACGAGAUUUUUGUGGACUCUCACACGCUUCUGGCUCAUCAUUUCUAG
This is a messenger RNA of Penicillium cosmopolitanum, 1458 nucleotides long. RefSeq names its product fungal specific transcription factor domain-containing protein. The transcript is spliced from 2 exons. Gene Ontology annotation, molecular function: DNA binding; zinc ion binding. Gene Ontology annotation, biological process: DNA-templated transcription. NCBI's taxonomy places the organism in Eukaryota, Fungi, Ascomycota, Eurotiomycetes, Eurotiales, Aspergillaceae. The record is from RefSeq and is a predicted model, not a curated record. Bases 1 to 1458 code for a protein of 485 amino acids.